UGUACUCCCCCCUCCCUCCCUCCCCUCACCCUCAGCAGCACUGGCAGCGGCGAUGGCAACGAAUUUAAAUUAGCGGUGUUUGGGCAUUACUGGUGCGUUUCCCUCGAAUGCCGACCUUGCGUGUUUUGCCAAACGGAUUUGCUUUCAUUUAUUACCGUGGGAUUAACCGACGUUAUCCUGAGAGGCCGAAGAGAUUUGCGUCGCGCGGGGCGGGGAGGAGUGCUCGGAGGUGUCUUUGGUCUCCUCCGUCAUCUCGCCACUUGCCUCAGCCAGCCAGUAUGCUUCUGUAACAACCCAAGACGGAUACAAGGGCGGCGACGGAGCCAAUGUGCCCAUAAAGCAUGGAUGUGAGUGCCAGGCAGGGAGGCAGCACCAGGAGGAGAGCAGCAGAAGAUGGUGAACUAGUAGGUGUAGGAGGAGGCGUGGAAGUUCUGGUGGUACCGCAGGACCUGUACGACUCUGCCAGGGCCAAAAUAGAAGCAAAUCUCCGAUGGCUGCUUGCCAAAGCUUAUGGCAUUGCAGACCACAUCCCAGAGGACCUGAAGGACCCCUUCUACACCGACCAGUAUGAGCAGGAGCACAUCAAGCCCCCUGUCAUUCACAUGCUGCUAUCCGGAGAGAUCUACUGCCGGGUGUGCGGACUCAUCCUGCGCGCAGAGCAAGCCGUCUCGCUUCGAAGCCAUCAGUCCGUCCUCCAGGCCCUCUCGGCCAGGGGCAUCCAAGUGCGGGACUCGGACGACGUGCACGUCUCCACUUUGGAUCUCAACUCGAGCCCUGUCAAGAUGAGUUGCCACAUGCACCUGAUCGAUGCCCUCAUGAUGGCCCACACGAUGGAGAUGAUCAGUGUGGAGAAGGUGGUAUCCAGUGUCAAGCGCUUCUCCAACUUCAGUGCCUCCAAGGAGCGUCCCAUGGACCUGGAAGAUGCCAUGGUUCUUUGGAUCAACAAGGUGAACACAAAAAUGAGCGCUAUUGCCGAAAAAGAGAUGAAGAUGAAGCAGCACCUGCUGGACUCACCAAACUAUCAGAAGCCCGACAUAUUGCAUGCACUUGCCCAUUGUAUGUUGGAGCCUGUGGAGUUCUCCCGCGUGGUACGCUAUCGCAGGGAUCACCUCUCGGGUCGAACACUUCAGCACUUCUCCGUGGUGGACGACCUGUGCAGAGACGUUUGCGACGGCGCUGCUCUUCUGGCCCUAAUCCACUUCUAUUGCCCUGAACUCAUUAGACUUGAAGAUAUCUGCCUGAAAGAUGUGGCCUCCAUUGCCGACAGCAUGUACAACAUCCAUCUGCUGAAGGAGUUUUCCAAUGAAUACUUGAACAAGUGCUUCUACCUGAAGGCAGAGGACGUGCUGUAUUGUCAUCCAAUGCUAAGGAGCAAUGUGAUGGUGUUCAUCGCCGAGCUCUUCUGGUGGUUUGAGAUUGUGAAGCCCGAUUUUGUUCACCCCAGAGACCUUAAGGAAAUCACAGAUGCACGAAUGCUUCUGCAGCCCAAGACCUCUCGAUCCUACACGACCAUGGAUGCUACCAAGCGUACUUUCCUCACCACGUCAAACGCCGCUGCAAUGUUGCCUUCCAGCCCGGACUUCGGCAUUGUACCAAGCACUUCCAGCUCUCUUCACUCUUCAGUGCCUCCAAGACAGAGACGACAGAGGGGAGUUGAGGGCGAUGUUGCAGUGAGGAAUCCGUGUAGCUCUCUGGCACGUAAAGAUGAGAAGCCUCAAGGUUUGUCACAGGUCUGGCCAGAGAGGAGGCAGAGGCCUUUAUCUCAGCCGCCACCCUACGCCUUGCAUUUCCCCAAUCAGCCGGACGACGCAGUCAAUUUCAGUCCGGUUCGCUCCCUCAGCAAAGACAGCUCGGGCAUUAUGACACCCAGCCACAUGCUCGUGGGUCCGGGUCGCCCGCUACAUCAGCACAGACUGAGCGGGCAAAGCCUCCUCAGCCACGUUCGCAUUGAGGAUGAGGAGGAGAUCUUAGAGGAGGAAGAACUGGUGGCUGUAAUCCACCCCGCUGCUUUCCCCCGACGUCAGCGCAAAGGCGACAUGGAGCUGGAUGAACUGGAAGUCCCGCACACAUCCCGAAGGCUUUCCAACAUGGAUGUCUUAACUCCAGACUUGCAGGUGGACAGCUACUACCUUGAGCCUCUGAUGGCCACCAUCCCAAAGCCAGCGAAAGAGAAGAGCAUCAGCCUGAACAAGGAGGAGGAGAGCGGGGAGAGUCACUGCAGGUCAGGGCUAUUUGGUGUGAAGACAGAUGUUCCACACAAACCGCACCGGAGGUCACCAUUGUCUGAAUGUGGUCAGUUAAUAUUUAAGCCCAUACCUGCUGUUAAAUCCAUCCACGCCCGGGAAGGUUCUUCACUUUCUGAGAAGACACAACCGCAAGGAUUCUUCCUUCACUUGUCUGGAGAGAGUGACUGUCACAGUCAUCUUUCCUCCGACGCUGAAGCCGGUCAAGACUCUGACUCGGACAUUGCAGAUUUCGAGGACGACGACGAGGACGUGGACCUGCUCGAGCCGGGCGACGUGAAAGGGGUUUGUUUAUUGCGAGAAUUCUCCGAGGUCGAGUCUUUUAAGCUGAGAGAAGACCUGAAGGUGAGCGAGCGAGACGACAAGGAAGACUGGAGUGGACGUUCCAGUCCUUGCCUCAGUACGGCGUCCUGCGCGAGCAGCUGCAGCGCUUCGGGCGGCGCCGGUGUCAGAAUGACCAGCUUUGCCGAAAGAAAGCUGCUUAAGCUCAGCCUCCGUGACGGAUUCUCCAGCACGAGCAGUUCGCAGGUGACGACGCCCGAUCACUCCGAGAUUAACCCUUGCCCUCCGUGGCAACUCAAAACCGAAGGAAGCCCCACGUCCGCUGUGAAGAAGAUGGCGCUUUCUCCAGUUGUGCCUUCAGAGUUGCUGCAGCUCCACAUGCAGCUCGAAGAGCAAAGGCGCGCCAUCGAGUACCAGAAGAAGAAGAUGGACACCUUGUCGGCACGGCAACGACUGAAACUGGGCCAAGCUGCCUUCUUGAACGUCGUGAAGAAGGGAGAAGGGAGGAGCGACACGCUCCCUCUUCCUCUCAGACAUUCGCCUUCCGCCGAUCUGUCCGCUGCUCAGAAAUCAAAGAGUCAAUUCUGCAAGGAUGACUCCUGUCUUGACGUUUUGAAGGUGCAGUCACAAGCGGAAGGAAGACUAAAUGGAGAUAACCGGCUCAACACCUCGGCUCAGGAUCGCGCCUCAGGGUCGGACGUGAGUGAGCGCUCCCGCUCCAUCGACCUCCUCAACGAAGCCAUCAGCACUAUCCAGCAGCAGAUGACACAGCUGUCGUUGCAGCAAGACUUGCUGAUGAAGAAGAAUGAAGCUUCAUCGAUGGAAUCGAAAGAGCCAGAACCGAAACCAACUCUAAGCCCAACACAAUCCCCCACCUCAGACCCCAGAUCUUUCGCCGUCCACUUUGUCGACUUCAUUGACAGCACCCCCACCCGCCGUCCUCCCAAGCUGAGCUCCAGCCAGCGAAGCAAAACCUCCGAGUCGAAGCACAAGAAUGACACGGUGCCUGACGCUGCAGGUGAAACCUCCCCCAAGGAAGAAAAUGGUACAGGAAGCCAGGAUGCUGAAAGUUCCAGGCUGGAUAGAAACUUCAGAAGACGCACUACCUUCAGAAUCCAAAAUGAGCAAGGUGGUGCCAGGGAGGAACCUGGAGUAUCUCCUGUCAAAGUUCAAUCAGAGAACACAACGACCUCAGAUACCUCCAUCGCUCCAUCACGCUGCACGGAAGAUGACAAAGUCGACAUCUCAGGGACAGAAUCAGCGGGUGGAGACGAGAGCACCAAGGGAAAAGGUCUACUCAUCCAGGUUGACCUUUCAGACCUGAAAGACUCCAAGGAGGGUGCGAGAGGCGAGGAACAGAAGAACAUGCUCGGCUUCUUUUUUAAGGAUGAAGAGAAGGCCGAGGAUGAGAUGGCUAAACGUCGCGCCGCCUUCAUGCUCAAACAGCAGCGCAAAGCCCAGGAGGCCAGGCUACGCAAGCAGCAGCAGGAAGCGGACAGCGAGCUCAAGCGUGACGAGGCCAGGCGUAAAGCCGAGGAGGACCGGGUUCGGAAAGAGGAGGAGAAGGCCAGACGAGAGCUGAUAAAGCAGGAGUACCUGCGCCGGAAGCAGCAGGCCUUGUUGGAAGAACAGGGUCAGGUUAAGCCGAGGCCCAGGUUCAAGUCCAGCAGAAAUAGACCCAAAUCACUCCACCGCGGCGAGUUGAGCAGUCCCUGUAAAGGAUCCACCACACCCGAUUUGAGCUUUCGAGGAUCCACGUUGUCUUUAGCCACCGAGGGGGACAGUGUCAUCUCCGGAGAGAUGGAGUCGCAGAGGGCUGAGUCGGUCUGCUCCAUGGAUUCCUUCGCUGUGCUUAGCAGAGCCUCCAGCAGGAACAUGGAGCGCGACUGGGAGAGCGGCUCCGUCGCCUCCUCCAUCACGUCAUUCGAGUACAACGGGCCCAAGCUUUUUAAAGAGCCCAGCUCCAAGUCCAACAAGCCCAUCAUCAUCAACGCCAUCGCACACUGCUGCCUAGCUGGGAAGGUGAACGAGACCCAGAAGAACGUCCUUCUGGAGGAGCUCGAAAAGUGCGAGUCCAAUCACCUGAUCAUCCUCUUCCGCGACGGCGGCUGCCAGUUCCGCGCCGUGUACUCGUACUCGCCGGAGACGGAGGAAAUCGUCAAAUUCACGGGCACAGGGCCGCGCGCCAUCGGCCACAAGAUGAUCGACAGGCUCUACAAGUACAGCUCGGACCGCAAGCAGUUCAACAUCAUCCCGGCCAAGUCGGUGUCGGUCAGCGUGGACGCGCUGACCAUCCACAACCACUUGUGGCAGGCUAAGAGGCCCGGCAGCGCGCGCAGGAAGUGACACGCCGAGGCUCGGUACUUCUGUUCUGUAUACGACCGUUGGGCCGGACCCAAAUAGUCGUGUUCAAACUAAACGUUCAAAAAUUGAUAACAAAUGAAAAAUCUGGAAAGUUGCAGCUUCUGAAAAGC
Molecule: messenger RNA, 4999 nt
Organism: Syngnathus acus (greater pipefish)
Lineage: Eukaryota; Metazoa; Chordata; Actinopteri; Syngnathiformes; Syngnathidae
Product: calmodulin-regulated spectrin-associated protein 1-B-like
Exons: 19
Coding region: 342-4871 (1509 amino acids)
Biological process (GO): neuron projection development; negative regulation of microtubule depolymerization; cytoplasmic microtubule organization
Cellular component (GO): microtubule minus-end
Molecular function (GO): microtubule minus-end binding; calmodulin binding; spectrin binding
Source: RefSeq, a predicted model, not a curated record